AGGGGGUGGCGGUCCGCGUACAGUCCGCCGCCAGCUUAGCUCUAUUCGCGCGUACAGGGAAGUGUUCCAGAAUCUGAUGAGGCAGGCCGAUGAGUUGAGAGCUGCACAUCUAUGCGCCAAAAACACUGUUUCUCCUCGUGUCGAACGUCUAACCACGUAUAAGGAUCACUCGAGCCAGACCAUUGGGAUCUUCCCAGGUGCAUCAAGCCCUCUCACAUAUUCGCCGUUGACCCUUUAUGCGAGCCGUAUGCUCAUGUGGGGGGUGACUGCCUCCUGCCGUAUGGCCUGGCCCAUCCCUUAUGCUGUAAUUAUGGUAAAUAUACCGGAUGAAAAUGGCCAUGAAUCUAUUUAG
Acaulospora colombiana is the source of this 352-nucleotide messenger RNA. NCBI's taxonomy places the organism in Eukaryota, Fungi, Glomeromycota, Glomeromycetes, Diversisporales, Acaulosporaceae. The record is from the annotation of a GenBank genome assembly.